CUUCGUUUUCCUUGUUUCUAUUUUCAGGCCCUGCCUCUAUACCUGGAUAAGCUUUUCAACCAAUAUGUUGCCAUUAUACUAUCAGUAACUUUUGUUUUGUUUUUUGGAGAGGUUAUUCCUCAAGCAAUAUGCACCAGAUAUGGACUUGCAGUAGGUUCAAAUUUUGUUUGGCUUGUUCGUAUUCUGAUGAUCAUAUGCUACCCAAUUUCUUACCCCAUCGGAAAGAUCCUAGACUGUGUAUUGGGACAUAAUGAAGUACUAUUUAGACGAGCUCAGUUAAAAGCCCUUGUCUCUAUCCACAGUCGAGAGGCUGGCAAGGGAGGUGAUCUUACACAUGAUGAGACAACAAUCAUUAGUGGAGCACUGGAUUUAACUGAGAAGACUGCUGAGGAGGCUAUGACACCCAUCGAGUCAACAUUUUCAUUGGAUGUCAUUUCAAAGCUGGAUUGGGAGGCAAUGGGAAAAAUUCUUGCUCGCGGUCAUAGUCGUGUUCCUGUCUACUCUGGCAAUCCAAAGAAUGUUAUUGGACUUCUACUUGUAAAAAGUCUUCUGACAGUACGGGCCGAAACAGAGACACCAGUUAGUGCAGUUUCUAUUCGCAGAAUUCCACGUGUUCCUGCUGAUAUGCCGCUAUAUGACAUACUAAAUGAGUUUCAGAAAGGUAGCAGUCAUAUGGCUGCAGUGGUGAAGGCUAAAGGGAAAAGCAAAAAGCCUCCCUCAGUAGUUGAGGAACAGAAGUCUGAAGACAAUGAAGUCACCAGUGAAACUGCUCCUCUUCUGAUGAAAAAGGAUGGAAAAUCAGAUUAUGUCGUCGUUGAUAUUGAGAAGGCUACAGUGCCAGCAGCGAUAAGCACACCAACAUCUGGUGUUGCAGUGACAAAUAGUGUGGCUCAUUCAUUAGAGAAUAUUGAGGAUGCUGAAGUUAUAGGUAUUAUCACCUUGGAAGAUGUAUUCGAAGAAUUGCUACAGGAGGAAAUUGUGGAUGAGACCGAUGAGUAUGUUGAUGUACAUAAAAGGAUUCGUGUGGCAGCAGCAGCAGCUGCUUCAUCAGUAGCACGAGCUCCAUCAAUCCGGAGGCUGACAGCCCAAAAGGCAGCUGGAGGCCAAAGUAAACAAGGACAAGCACCUAAGAAGUCCAGUGAGGACAUUUCUAGCUCAAGAAGGAUACAAGAGAAUCUUGAAGAGCCUCUUCUUGAGAACAAGAGAUAAAUGGUUUGCUAUGAGAUCAUUUGAGCCUUUUAAGAGGCUCUAAAAUUUUGCAAUCUGAUUUAUAAUUUUGUGAGAACAUAUUCCUUUAUGCGAAAAUUUCCUUAUUGUCCAUUAA
Messenger RNA from Nicotiana tabacum (common tobacco), 1324 nucleotides. NCBI's taxonomy places the organism in Eukaryota, Viridiplantae, Streptophyta, Magnoliopsida, Solanales, Solanaceae. The record is from RefSeq and is a predicted model, not a curated record.